Tetrahymena thermophila SB210 is the source of this 2676-nucleotide messenger RNA. Its product is annotated as cyclin-dependent kinase-like Serine/Threonine kinase family protein. The transcript is spliced from 8 exons. Gene Ontology annotation, molecular function: protein kinase activity; ATP binding. NCBI's taxonomy places the organism in Eukaryota, Ciliophora, Oligohymenophorea, Hymenostomatida, Tetrahymenidae. The record is from RefSeq and is a predicted model, not a curated record. Gene Ontology annotation, biological process: protein phosphorylation.
AUGACUUUGUUAUUUUGGUAAAUUUAGAUAAAGAAAUAACAAUUCUUGAUAGAUAAUUUAUAAAAUUACUUAAUAAACUAGUUUCAAUAUGGUAAAUUGAAUAUAAAUAAUACACUAGAUAAUAGUAUAUUAAGGUAGAGGAACCAAUUAAAAACUUGUAGAGUUGAAUCUUUAAAGAAAAACAAUACAAGAAAAGAAACACCUAGCAUACCAAUUUAGUAUAAAGUACUGUACCUAUUUAUAGAGUCUUUUAGAUAAAAUAGCAAAUUAGUAUAUAAUAUAGUUGGAUUGCUAUCACUAUUAUUUUAGCAAUAAAUAAAUAAUUAGGAUUCGGACUGGUUUAAAGAAAUGAGCAUGUUUGAUAAAGAAUAUGAUAAAAAAGGAUUUGAUAUAAAAUAGAUUUAAAGUCCAAUAUUGAAAUUAUAUCAAAAUGCCAAGUAGGAAAUUAAUAAUAAAAGCGAUAAUAUAUUUUCUCCAAGCCUCAACUCGUAAAAUAUCCAAUCAUCUAAGAAAAUAUAUUAACAUUAGCUAUAACCGCUUUAAUUGGUUUAGAAAGAUGAUUAAAAGGAACACAAAAAGAAGCCUCAAUCAAUUUAGUCAAGUGAUCGAAUCCUUUCAAAGGACUACUCUAAAGGGAAAAUUUUUUAAAUUUAAAAAGAUGAAAUGAGUGGGUUUGCUAUUAACAACUUUAACAAUAACAAUAAAUUAAGUGCCUUCCAAAGCUAUCCAUAAUCACCCACUUACAAAGACUAAUUUAAUUGUAAAUUGUAGAGUAAACAAAGUGAAGAGACUCCGACUUAAAAAUCUUAAAAUUAACCUUUAUAUAGAUUACCUAAUAAUGAAGCUAAUCCUUUUAAGGAUGGAAAUUAAUUGUAAAUUUAGAAUGAUAAUAUAAAAGCUAUAAAAUUAGAAAGCGAUUAGAAAUCCAUUUCUUAGCUUUAAAGUCCUAGAGUAAGGAUUAAAACAAUAUAAAAAAAUAUGAAAUCCCCCACAUAUUAAAAUCUAAACAAAGAAAAAUUAAGUUAAAAUGAUUUAGCUGACUUUGAAAAUUAGCAAAAUUAAAAUGGAGAGAAAAUAAAAACAGAAUAAAACAAAAUAGAUAACGAAGGUCAAUUUUAAGUCUAAAAUGAGGAAGAACAAAUAUCACCAAUAAAAAACAAAAUUAAUAAAAUUUAAUCCAUAAAUGCUAUUAUACCAGAAAAAUACCUCCCUAAGACACCAUCGGGAGAAAAAUUUCAUUAGAAAUAGGAAAGUUCACGCCCAAGUUCAGGGAGAAAUUAAAAUUUUAUUAUAAAAAUGGUCAAUAAUCACAAUUAUUCAGAUGUCAAUCAUAUACAUAAUAACAAUUUAAAUAAUGCAAAUAAUGGAUCAAAUACUGUUAUAAGACUUUAGUCAAAAGAAAUAAGUGAUACACCCAAAAGCUAAAAUAGAGAAGAAAAGUAUUAAGAAUCUUAUAAUGAAAUUAAGGAUAGAAUCGACACCCAAAAUUCAUAAUAAAUAGGUGAUUCUUUGUAAAAUUUAGAUGAAGAAUAAAAAAACGAAAAGCAAAUUAGUGAACAAAAAUAAAAUAAACCUAAUUCUAAUUAGAAUAUAUCUUCAAAAAUAUAAUCCCUUAAUUAUAUAAAUGAAGAGAGAGAAUUAGAUUCAUCUCCCAUAGAAUAAGGUUAAAAUAGUAAACUGAAAGAUAAAAAUAAUGAUAAAUAAAAUAUUAUCAAAGAGUAAUCAUAAAAUUAAAGAUAAGAAUCAUCCAUGAUGUUACAAACAGCUUCUGAAAAAAAAGAAAUUAACAAUUUAAAAUAUAUUAUUGAAUCAAACAAUUUAAAUUAGAAUAAUAACAAUAGCAGCAGCAAUGAUUAUUUGGACGCAUAAGUUGGGGAGUUAAUUGGAUAAGGUGCAUAUGGUCGAGUUUAUAAAGGAUUUGUCAAGAGUACUGGAAAAUUUAUUGCAAUAAAAGAAAUGAAAGAAGAAAUGAUGUUAGGAGAAGAUGCUCACUCUUUAUUAGAAAGCAUUUGCAAAGAGAUUUAAUUGCUGAAGUAGCUUUCUCAUAAAAAUAUAGUAAACUACAUUGGAUCAAAAAAGCAAGAAGGUAGUGUGUAUAUUUACAUGGAAUAUAUGCCAGGAGGAUCAAUAUCUGAAAUGCUGAAAAAGUAUGGAGGAUUUGAUGAAGAAGUUAUUUAAAAAUUUGUUAAACAGUUACUUGAAGGUUUAAUUUAUCUACAUUCAAAAGGAGUUAUUCAUCGAGAUUUAAAAGGAGCAAAUAUUUUAUCUGAUGGUUAAGGCAAUGUGAAGUUAGCAGAUUUUGGAGCUGCUAGAAAUAUAGAAAAUAUUUUGUAGCAUUCUCUAUCAUAGUCAGAAUUUUGCAAUUCUAUAAAAGGAUCCCUUUAUUGGAUGGCUCCAGAAUUAAUUAAAAAUGAAAAACAUGGAAGAAGAAUAGAUGUUUGGAGCUUGGGCUGUACUGUAAUUGAAAUGGCAUCUGCUUAGCAUCCAUGGGAAAACAUUAAAAAAUUCUCAGAUUUAGCAAAUGCUGUGAUAGAAUAAUAACCCAUACCAAUACCUUAGCAUUUGAGUGAAGAAUGCAAAGAUUUUAUCUCGAAAUGCUGCACUUAUGAUAAAAAAAUGAGACCAAAAUCUCAAUAACUUUUUAAUCACCCUUUUCUAUAAAAAAAAUACUCCUGA